Messenger RNA from Brienomyrus brachyistius, 1944 nucleotides. It is a transcript of the gene lratd1, whose product is annotated as LRAT domain containing 1. The coding region runs from base 190 to 969 and encodes 259 amino acids. The record is from RefSeq and is a predicted model, not a curated record. The transcript is spliced from 2 exons. NCBI's taxonomy places the organism in Eukaryota, Metazoa, Chordata, Actinopteri, Osteoglossiformes, Mormyridae.
CUUCUCGGGGCGGAGUUUUCUAUUCUACUUAACGUGAAGUGGUGCAGGAUCUCCAGAUCGAACACAUCGCACCGCCUUCUGGAAGGAUUGCAUUCCCGGCAGCGGAGCACCUCGAUGGAAAACGGGAAUAUUUAGGCAUUUACUUGGGAAACUCACAGCAUUCCGUGCCUUUCUCCUGCCCCGUCAUUGAUGGGAAAUCAACUGGAUCGGAUCACCCACCUGAACUACAGCGAGCUGCCCACAGGGGACCCUUCGGGGAUAGAGAAGGACGAGCUGAGGGUCGGAGUAGCGUAUUUUUUCUCGGAUGAAGAGGAGGAGCUGGAGGAUAGAUCGCAGUCGGACAGUUACAAAGAUCAGAGCCCUGCCAAGGAGGGUCCCGUCGCUCCCAAGGAGAUCGAGUACUCUGCCUUCUGCUGCCAGGAAUGCAUUUUCUCCAAAUUGCGAGAGAACGAAGAUCUGAAUAUUUACUCCAUAAAAACUUUGCUCGCCAUGUGCAGGCCCGGAGACCUGCUGGAGCUAGUCGCCAGCGACCAACCUCCGCACUGGGCGGUGUAUGAAAGGAACGAUCAGGUCAUACACCUGUACAGGGGGGAGAUCCGAAAGGACAGCUUGUUUGAGAUUAGCAAUGGGCGGCUAGGUAGGAUAGUUAACAGUCGGUACAGAUAUAGACCGCUGCCCGCCGAUCUGGUGAUGCAGAACGCCAGUAGCCACUUGGGACUCGGCAGCGGGGAGAUUUGCUGGACGAACUCGGAAAGUUUCGCCGCCUGGUGUCGGUUUGGCAAGCGGGAGUUCAAAGCCGGAGGGGAGGUACACGCAUCAGAACAGAGGUAUUUCCUUAAGGUGCACCUUUCGGAGAGCAACGUGCACACGCUCAUGUUUCACAGUCUGGAGGAUUUAAUCAGGGAGCGGCGCAAGGUGGACGCUAGUGGAAUCUUGAAGGAGCUGUCCUUGGUCAACGGGAAGGAGUGAUCCAGCUCCUGCCAUAACGUGCCCCACCCCCUCAAAAAAACACAAACAAAAAACGGAAACGGACCUGUUGGGACCUGCAUGCCUUGUUCAAGGGCAGCUCUUCAAUUUAUUUCGGGUUUUAACUGUAUUCCAGGAAUGGAAAAAAUAUAUGAAUGUCCAUUAUUUGUAUGGGUGACCAUCAUUCGUCAUACCGAUGUCAUAAAAAUACCUUUAAAACUCACACGGCACACAUCUCGCCAAAUACAGUACUGUCUGUUUUCAGCUCUGCGUACCGUACAUGCUGCGACGGAUGGUGAUCGUUUUGCCACUGUCCGGGUUUUGUUUUGCGUGCAGGCAUUUUUUUUCAAUUUUGUCAGUCUUGCCAUAGUCACCCACAUCGUUCAACUAAAUGUAACUACCGGAUCAGUGUUUUUUGUUCAUAUUAAAUAAGACCUUCCCUUUUGCGCUGCGCAAUCUACCAACCGCCCGGUUUGUGCCAUUGUUGAUUUAACCUUUUAAGGUUCUUGUGUUAUUAUUUGAUUUUCGUAUUUGAGUAAUAUACCUUGUUUCAUUUUUGAAUAAACGUCGGCUGCGACAUCGAUCAGAUCUGAUGUGUAAAGGCCAUUUUUACGGUCGCUGCCAUAAAUCAGGGGGCUGGCGCAUGCCUCGGUGAGCACGUGCCGCGUCGGCGAGCAGCGCCCGCUGGCGCGAGCCCAAGCCACCCGAACUUUGUCAAAGACGCACACGCGGGAGCGCGCUUGUUCGCGGCGAGGACGCGCAGCGCUAGUAAAAAAUGGUGGCUGCGGCUGCCUACACUUAAGGCUGCAGCUGUAAGCGGCUCAGACUUCCCUGCUUUUCACUGGGAAGAGCAGCCAGACCUCGUUUUCAUAGUCCAUUGAGAAUUUGAUCCGAGUGCUAACAACAUCUAAGAGGCAUGCAGUGGAAAGACAAUUUCCAUUAAAAAGGAUUUGGAAAUAAUAGAUACCCCCCCCCCCC